AUGCUGUUAAAAGAACAAAACGGUGUCCUACUCUUCCGCGGAAAGAUCACUUCAGUCACACGACAGAUUGCUAGGGGAUUUACUAGAGGCAGUGUCCUUCUCUCCUCUUUUGACGGCAACACCUCAUCCAGCACUUCGCUUUUUGUCGAAUUCGAAAACGAGAACCUCUGCGCUGUCCUAAAACAAGAAGGACAACAAGACAAAGCCAUCGCAGUAGUUCCGGACAUCAUCUGUUUCCUAGACAUUGCCAAUGGUGCCCCAUUGGGAAUCUCAGACUACAAGUUCGGGCUGAGAGUCAGUGUUGUUGCGCUGAGAGCGCCGCCAAUCUGGGCAACGGAGAAGGGAUUGAAAAUGGGCGGGCCAUCAGCAUUUGGACUCAAUGUGGAAUACAAGCCUGUCGGCACUGAGGCAUAUGAGGCCCCGAAGAGCGUUUGGGAGAUGUUUGGGGCGGAAUAA
This is a messenger RNA of Colletotrichum graminicola M1.001, 456 nucleotides long. RefSeq lists its product as uncharacterized. The record is from RefSeq and is a predicted model, not a curated record. The transcript is spliced from 2 exons. Lineage: Eukaryota; Fungi; Ascomycota; Sordariomycetes; Glomerellales; Glomerellaceae. The coding region runs from base 1 to 456 and encodes 151 amino acids.